CUGACGUCACAGGAGGACGUAGUUCGAGCUGGUGAGAGUGACGGAAGCGUCGCAGACUCAUGAAGCGGUCAUGGCGGCGGCUGGCCGCAGAGUUUCCCUCGGAUGAUAUUCUAUUAAUUACGGCAUCGCCUGUUAUCAAAGCGGUUGUGAACUUCAGGCAGUUACAGAAAAUAAUCACUGAAGCUGGCAAGGAGUACAUCUAUGAAAAGCUUUGUCUGUGUGCUGGAGCAAAGCCAAAACUGAUAACAGAAGGAAACCCAUUUGUGCUGGGAAUUCGAGAUACAGACAGCGCUGCGGAAUUUCAGAAAUGUUUGGCAAAAGCUAAAAGAAUAACCAUUAUCGGAAAUGGCGGCAUUGCACUGGAAUUGGUGUAUGAAGUCGCAGGCUGUGAAGUAAUUUGGGCCAUCAAAGACAGAGCAAUUGGGAAUACUUUUUUCGAUGCAGGAGCGGCUGAAUUCCUGAUUCCCAAGCUGAGUGCUAAGAAACCAGAGCCCCCUAUUGUUUGUAAAAGAAUGAAAUAUACAACAGCAGAAAGUGAGACGGAAGAAAGAGAAACAGCAGGGGCUGGGAAAAUAGGCAGUGCGUUAGGCCCCGACUGGCACGAAGGCUUGCAUCUUAAAGGAGCAAAAGAGAUGCUCUCCCAUAAAGUUCACAUUGAAACCUUAUGCGAAGUAAAGAAGAUAUACCUCCGGGAAGAAUUCCAACAGUCACAGAAGGUAUCUUUGGCUUUCCCCAGAGCUGAAGAGGACAAGAAUUCAGAAACAGAUAUAGAGCUUUGGCCUGUGUAUGUGGAAUUAACCAACGGGAAGAUAUACGGCUGUGACUUCAUUGUUAGUGCAACUGGAGUUGUCCCAAAUGUCCACCCGUUCCUUGAUGGUAAUAAUUUUGCUCUAGGUGAAGAUGGAGGUGUAAAAGUGGACAUAUCCAUGCAUUCUUCACUACCUGAUAUCUACGCAGCAGGAGACAUCUGCAGUGCAUCAUGGGAGCCCAGUCCGUUUUGGCAACAGAUGAGACUCUGGACCCAGGCUAGGCAGAUGGGAUGGUAUGCUGCAAAAUGUAUGGCUGCUGAGAUUUUAGGCGAACCUAUAGACAUGGACUUCUGCUUUGAACUUUUUGCUCAUGUAACAAAAUUCUUCAAUUACAAGGUGGUGCUGCUAGGAAAGUACAACGCCCAGGGACUGGGUUCAGACCAUGAACUAAUGCUGAGGGUUACCAAAGGACAAGAGUACAUCAAAGUGGUGAUGCAGAAUGGCCGCAUGCUGGGAGCCGUGUUGAUUGGCGAGACGGACUUGGAAGAAACCUUUGAAAACUUGAUUCUGAAUCAAAUGGAUCUUUCACGCUAUGGGGAAAAUCUCCUGGAUCCAAACAUUGACAUUGAGGAUUAUUUUGACUGAAUGUCUGAAAAGAUCAGACUUCAUAUUUGAUUAAAAUAAGCUUUUUUAAAAAUAAAAAUAAAGGGGCUAUAUUUGAUUCAGUGUGGACUCCAAACUGCGCAAUAAAUAAAUCCAUCGUAUUUAAAA
Molecule: messenger RNA, 1520 nt
Organism: Pogona vitticeps (central bearded dragon)
Lineage: Eukaryota; Metazoa; Chordata; Lepidosauria; Squamata; Agamidae
Source: RefSeq, a predicted model, not a curated record